This is a messenger RNA of Chironomus riparius, 615 nucleotides long. Lineage: Eukaryota; Metazoa; Arthropoda; Insecta; Diptera; Chironomidae. The record is from the annotation of a GenBank genome assembly.
AUGAAAGUUUUUCAAUUUUUUGUGGUCGCUUGCGUUAUUUGUGGUGCUUUAGGAAAGCCAACUGAUAAUCAAUCGCCAGAAGAUCAACAACCUCAAAUUUCAGAUGAAAAUCAGUCAUCAGAAGAUCAACAACCUCAAAUUUCAGAUGAUAAUCAGUCAUCAGAAGAUCAGAAUAAUCAAAUUUCAACUAAAAAUUCUCAAGAAGAAUCCAAAAAUCAGUCGUCAAGUGAUAAAAACAGCUUAGAAGAUAAUCAAAAUGAUAAUCAAGAUUAUGACCAAAAUGAGUCCAACUCACAAAAUGAAUCCAGCACAACAGAUUCAAAUAAUGAGAGCACAACACCCAGUACAGAAAAUCCUGACCAGGAUAAUAAUGAAUUAGAUGAAAAUCAGUCAACCAACAUUGUUGAGUCAUCUACAGACAUUGAAGUAAAUAGCACAACUUCAAGUUCUACGGAAGAGCCUGAAAAUCAAACAAAUGCGCCAGAAACUAGCAGUUCAUCUUCUGAUUUACUUAAAAGUGAAUCUCAUCCAGCAAUAAAAAGUAAUGAUUUGUCUGGUUUUAUAUAUGCAGAAGAAGCAGAAGACGAGAAUGUUAAAGCAUUCGAUGAAGAUUAA